Wyeomyia smithii (pitcher-plant mosquito) is the source of this 1662-nucleotide messenger RNA. RefSeq lists its product as uncharacterized. Lineage: Eukaryota; Metazoa; Arthropoda; Insecta; Diptera; Culicidae. The record is from RefSeq and is a predicted model, not a curated record. Bases 220 to 1662 code for a protein of 480 amino acids. The transcript is spliced from 3 exons.
UAAACAGAAAUCGGAAAAAAGUGAAAAUUCCUGCUUCGAUUUUUAGUAGUAUUUAUUUGACUUUUCAACAAAAAGUGUGCAUAUAACUGUCGUGUGAGCUCCAGGAAUCAGAUUCCAGCGAAACUGAAGCAGUUUGAGUUGAUUCCAUAGUGUGCAGACGGCAAAAAGUUAGACGUUCUUUCAUGACCUAGUUCUGCAGAAUACGUUUCAUGAGGAAAUAUGGCCGAUUUUAAAGAAAAUUUCCCAUGCGAAGACCAUGACCAAAUUGUGUCCACCCAGACAAAGGCGAAUAGAACGGUGUGCAUAGUUCCUGGAUGCAAUCAACGCUAUGGUCGAGGUGCUUCAUUCCACACAUUCCCAAAGAAAAAAGAUAAAAAGAGAAUGAAUGCGUGGGUGGCGAAACUGCGAUUGAAGCUUGAGCCGACUUCGACGUCUAGAGUUUGCAGUUCUCAUUUCAGCAUUGAAAACUUUAUUAGUCCAACUUCGAAACGGUGCACCGAUCGAAUGAUAUUAAAAAGUACAGCUGUACCGGAUAUCAACCUUCCCCGUCCAGCUAUUGAUCCGAAAAAGGAUAAAGCUGCAAUGGAUCGUGCCGAACGAGCGGAUAGGCGACGUGAACGAAGUGAACGAAGUGACACUCAAGAAGGCAUUCGGAUGCCCAUCUGUAUGGUUACUGGGGAUAAAAACCUAGUGAACCAAGCACCUGUAUUAAUGGAAGCAGCUGUCCAGGUUGAUACUUUGAACUUAGAUAAACUUUUUGUCGGUCGUCGGAGAACAAUGUCUGUGCGGUUUAAACGUGACCGGGAGUUAAAUUCAUGGACUGGACUAGCAUCUCUCAAAAUGCUGAGUACCAUUGUUGAAAGCUUAAGCUCGUUGGCUACUUAUAAGAAGCGACCACAUUCUACUGUUUCUGUUGAAGAGGAAGUGCUGGUUGUACUUAUAAAAAUGAAAACGAAUCUGUCAUUUUCUUGCAUGAGCACCCUCUUCAAUUUGCAAUAUCAGACUAUUUCGUUAGUAUUUUACCGGACAGUUCCGCAGUUGAAGAUGAUCUGCACUGCUUUGAUACCAUGGCCAUCGCUGGAAAAUGUUAGACGUAAUAUGCCGCAUUAUUUUCGGCCAAAUUAUACCGAUGUUGUCACAGUGCUCGAUUGCACUGAAAUGGCGAUAAAAAAACCAACCUGUCUCCACUGCAGAAUUAACGCAUAUUCGCAUUAUAAAGGACGCGAGACUGCAAAGUAUUUAAUUGCAGUUACCCCUGGUGGGACGAUUUCAUAUGUUAGUCGUGGAUACGGCGGAAAGGCUUCUGAUAAGCAGAUAGUUGCGGAGGAAAAAAUGCUUGAGAUGGUGAAUAUAGGAGAGGCAGUAAUGACCGACAAAGGUUUCAGCAUUGACGCUGAAUGUAAAGCCCUCGGGGUGAAGCUCGUGCGACCUCCGUUUUUGACGGCACCACAGUAUCAGUUGAGCACCACGGAUGCGUUCGAAAACGUAUCUAUAGCAGCGGCAAGAGUGCAUGUUGAAAGGGCCAUACAACGCAUUAAAAUUUUUGAAAUAUUCAACAACAAAAUAGAUACACGUUUUCUUCCUGUAUUGGACGAUCUUGUUUACAUUGCUUGUGGAAUAGUGAACAUUUCGAAGCCAAUUUUGUCUAAUGUACGGUUUUAA